Molecule: messenger RNA, 4191 nt
Organism: Lodderomyces jiufengensis
Lineage: Eukaryota; Fungi; Ascomycota; Pichiomycetes; Serinales; Debaryomycetaceae
Product: Zn(II)2Cys6 transcription factor
Exons: 1
Coding region: 1-4191 (1396 amino acids)
Biological process (GO): regulation of DNA-templated transcription
Molecular function (GO): zinc ion binding; DNA-binding transcription factor activity, RNA polymerase II-specific
Source: RefSeq, a predicted model, not a curated record
AUGUCUGAUAUACUACCAAUUUCCUGUAUAUCUUGCAGAAGAAGAAAGAUUAAAUGUAACAAGAAAAAACCUUGUGAUCAAUGUAAUAAAAGACAAUUAGUUUGUGAAUUUCCUGCUACAUUCAGAAAUAUAAAAAUUACAGAAGAUGAUUUUAAAGAGGUUGAACAAGAAACUAAUAAUCAACAUCAAAAACUUAAACAAUCUCCUAAGAAUAUAAAUGAUCAAUCAAGAAUACUACAUAAUGUUUCAGAUCCACAACAUCAGCAUCAACAACUACAGCAACAUCAACAACAACAUCAACAACAACAUCAACAACAACAUCAACAUCAACACCAUCAUCAACAUCAUCCACAACAUCAACCACAACAUCAACAUCAACACCAACAUCAUCAUUCCAACAUACUAAGUCACCAACACAGUCAACUUCAACAUAAUCAACAACAGAUACAGAAUCAACAGCAUCAAUUAAAUCAACAACAGAUGAGAAAUCAUGAGUUACAACAAAGUCUUCUAAAUCAUCAAAAUAAUCAACAACAACAUCAUCACUUACAUCCAUCUCCAAAACCAUUAACUCAAAAUUUAAACAGAACUAGUCAAAUCGAUGAAUCAGAAAGUUCAGGUGGUAGUUCAAAUUCAAUUUUACAAUCAUCUUCAGAAUCAGCUACAAAUUCCAUAUCAACAGAUCCAACAUCAGUUGAUUUACAAAGUGUUAAAGGAGUUGAUAGAGUUGGUGAUAGUACAGUUUCACCAGAGGCAAAAUCAGAUACAAAUUCAAAUUCUCUUGAAGGUAAUUCAUCAGAUUCUUCAAGUACUCCUGCAAAUUCAGUAAGUUCAUUACCAAUACAUUCAUUAACAUCAGUGCCAUCAUUUCAAACAAGAAGACAGGGCAAUGAAGCUGAUAAUUUCGUAAUGAUGAAAGAAAAUUUUGAUAUAAUGAGAGCUGCAAAUUCACAAUUAUUAGAUGAAAAUAGAGUUUUAACUCAAAGAUUAGAAGAAGUUUUACAAAGAAUUACAGUUUCUGAUUCAACCCCUCCUUCAUCUUCAUCAUUAACUACUUCAUCAAGUGGUGUGAAUUCAAAUGCAAGUAAAAAACAAUCAUCAACAGCAAGCACAUCAAGUGGUAAUAGUGGUGCUAGUAGUGGUAAACGUGAUAGAACAUCAGAUUCAUCAUCAGAAGAUUUACCUUAUAAAAAGGAAAAAAUUGGGUUUUUUGGCCAUUCAAAAUCAAGUUUCCCAAAUGAUUCAGCUAGUGCAAAUCAAGGAAUGUAUUCAACUAAUUUAAGAGAUGAUAAUGGAACUCAACCAAAAGAACUGUCAAGUAACUCAUCAGGUGGUAGUAGUGGAGAUGAAGUUUCUCAACAAAUUACUUCAGAACAACAACCAUUACCAAGAGAAAUAAAAUCAACUCAACAACAAAGAAAAAUUCAUAAAUUGAAAAGAUCUAAAAAUUCAGUUUCUGGUCAUGGUGGUGAAACAAAUAUAAAUGAUUGGGAAAAAGAUAUUGAUGCUUAUCAUUAUCAAGAAACUAUGAAAUCAAAUAAAAUGACUGAAAGAAGUUCAAAGAAAAAAAGAUUACCUAUAUUACCAUCAUAUUUAUUAAAGUAUGAAUCACCAGAUAUAAGUACAGAUUCAGAUACUUAUCAAGAUGUUUUUAGAUUAAAUUUUGAAGUAAUUAUGAAUUUAGUUUAUAAAUUUUUUGAAAGAAGUCCAUUUUAUAGAAGCUUUAUAUCAGCAUCACACGUGGUUGGAUUUUUGAAAAAUUAUGAACUGAUCAAUGAUAGAGAUUGGGAUAAUGAUGAUGAUUUAUUAUUAGUUUAUAUGAUAUUAAGUAUAUCAAUUCAAAGAUUGAGUCCAAAAGAUUUCGUUGAAUUAAAUUUAUUACCAGCUGGUUCAAUAAGUACUUGUACAAAAUAUAGAAAAUAUUUAACAAGAAAUGUUUUACAUAGAGGAUUUGAAAGAUUAAGAAGUGGAUUAAUUAAUGAAUCUUUAAUGUCAAUUCAAUCAUAUAUAUUAUGUACUGAAUGGUAUUUCUUGGAACAAAAAUAUGAAGAAUGUUGGACAAUGAUGUUUCAUACUUGUUCUAUAUCAUAUUCUAUUGGUUUACAUAUUAUGGGAAAUUAUAGAUUACAAGAUGUUAAACCUGGUAAACAAUUUGGUAAUUUAAUUAGUGCUACUGCUGAAGAUUCAGAUGUUAGUGAUAAAAAGGAAUCAUCAGGUUCUGAAGAAGAUGAUAAAACUCAAGAUGAAGAAUUAGAUGCAAGUAGGUAUAGAUUAUGGUUUGCAUUAAAAUUUUAUGUUUCAGUUAUAUGUUCAAUUUUUGGUAGACCAAAUCCAAUAUCUGUACAAGUCGGAAUGUAUGGAUCAAAUAGUGGGUUAGGUUUUGAUAUACCGAAUAAAAAAGCUCAUAUAUUAUUUAAAGUUGGAGUUUCAGAAUCUUUAAGAUUAUCAAAUUUAAUGUUGAUUGAAAAUUUUAUGAUUGAUUUUACAUUACCUGAUCUAUUAAACUUAUCACAAAAGUUUGAUAAUGAAAUUGAAUUAUUAGAAACUACAUAUGAUGAAGAGAUACAAAAUAAUAGUAGUAGUGGAGGUGAUUCAAGUAGUGAUGAACAAAUGUCAGCUUCAAUUAACGAUGUUGAUUUUUUAAUGACUGAUGAUUUUACAGGUAAAGAAUUACAAAUUUCGAAUUUAGAUUUAUUAUCAGAUAUUAUUGUAUUAUAUAUUAAUAAUGCAAAAUUAUAUGAACCAUUUAUUAGUAAAUUUGAAAGUGUCGACGGUUAUGAUAAAAUAGUCAAAAGUCAGAUAAAAUCUGUAUCCAAGUUCUUAGUAUUACUUAAUACUUUUGUGGAACAAUUUUUGAAACAAUACAUUAAUGAUAAUUUAAGAGAUGUUAUUGAAGGUGGUAAUAGUAAUACAGGUAGUGAGGAUGAUAAACAACAUUCGGAGAACAGCAACAAUAACAACAAUCAUACAUAUCAAGCAUUGAAUUUUGGACCUGUCAAAUUUGGUAAAUUAUUCAAGACUUAUUAUCCAUAUCUUAAUUCAUUUAUUUGUCAAGGUAUAAUUGUUGUAUUUACAUUAUUACAUUAUAAAUCAAAAGAUUUUGUUGCAAACGAUAAUUCAUCAGAUUUAAAUAAUGAGUUUUUAUCAUUAAUUGAGAACAACUUAAAUUCUUUAUUAAAUUUUGAACAAAGAUUAUCUACCAAAUAUAUUACAACUUCUAGAAUGUGGUCAUCAAAUAUGGUUUAUUUAAUUAAUAGAGUUUUAAAUCUUAUUAAAUUAUUACAUGAAAAACAAGAAGAUGAAUCAAUUGCAGAAGAAUUAAGAAAUAGAAAAUUAAAAUCAACUUCAAAAUCUAAUGAAUCAACUCCUGAUAAUUUACCAACUAAUUUACCAAUUACAACUUCUCGUGGUAAUUUAUCAUAUUUAUUAAACACAAAUCCAUUUGGUGAUCCAUCACAAUUUGAAUAUCUUAAUGGUUUCCAUUUAAAUGAUCCAUUUUGGUUAACGGUACCAGAUAAUUUACCAUAUUAUUUAGGUUCACCUGGUGAAGAUAUAAGACAACAAAAUAGAACUAUAGCUGGAUUCAAACAAUAUGAUCCACAAGUAAGAAGUGAUAGUAUUAAUCAAAGAUUAAAUAAUAAUUCAAGUACUGGAUCAAAUUCAAAUUCAAGUAAUACUUCAAAUACAAAUACUUUAUCACAACAACAAUCAGAUAUGUUUGGAUUACAAGGUUAUUCAAAUUGGAAUGAUGUAAAUAAUAUGCAAGGAAUGAGACAAACUCCAACAAAUACUUCAUCAUCAUCAAAUAAUACUCCAACUGUUAGUAAUACUUUAAGUUCAGCUUUUAGUUCUCGUAAAAAUGGUCCAUUAUCAGCUGGUUUACCACCACCAAUUUUAACACCAACAAUUCAACAACAACCAUCUUAUCAAAGUGCUGCCCCUUCACAACAACAAUUACCACCAUUACCACAAUUACAAUCAUCAGCAAGUAUAAAUCAACCAAAUCCUCAACCACCACCACCACAACAACAACCUCAACCACAACAACCAUCACAAUAUAUGCCUGGUUUUGUUGGAGGUGGAUAUAUGUUCCCACAACAAAUUAGUUAUAAUCCAAAUCAAUAUUCUAAUGAUUAUUAUAAUCAGUCAUUAAAACAACAACAAAAUCAACAAGAUAAAAUGACUGAUUAA